CAUUGCAUCAUGCCGUUGCAUUAUCGCAAAAGAGGCAGUACCACAUUCAGUGCAGCGUCAAUCUCCCUUUGCAUUGCCCCCUGCCUUGGUGGUGUACGUACACUAGCUGGUCGGUUGAGAGUGCUAUACAUCACACAGGUCAUCUAUAGGCGGAUGAGCAGCUGUACCUCUGUAAAGCCUCUCGGGUGAUGAUAUACAGAGUCUGCAGGGAGAGAAUUUUUUCGAUGAGGAAAACAUUGUCUAUCAAAACAUCACAUGGGGUCAACGCGAUCGCUUCCUGCAUCGCGCCACAACUACCGUUUUGCGCGUUUCGGUUUUGCCGCUUGGAUUUUAUAGAAUUAUAUCGUUAAGAUUUCCGUUCUUCGCACGCCGCCGAUGUCACAUAUUUUAUUGCGAUGAUAAGCAAAGUUAAAAAUGCCAUGUCCUCACUGGUGGGCGGAAUAAUCCCGCACGGCCACCACCAUCAUCUGCAACAGCACGGAUCCGCGCAGAACGGCGGCACGGACGGGCUGCCACCGCGAUUCCCGUACAGCCGACCCGAGUUCCUGGACCUGACACCGGAGCUGCUGCAGUACUCCACCGAACACGCGUCCAGACCGGUCAUCACGCUCAAGAGAGACAGCAGGCUUCCGUGGCGAACGGGAUACGCGGAGGUGAUAAAUGCAGGGAAGAGCAUGUUGAAUGAAGACCAGGCAUCCUGUGAGCUGCUGUAUGUGAGGAAGAUCAGCAGUAAACAGCAACGCUGCUCCAUGUUACUGGAGGACAGUGGGGACACUGCAGGUAUUCCCAUGCACUUCUGGGGUGUUUUUGAUGGACAUGCAGGCUCUGGAGCUGCACUCAUGGCAUCCAAACUUCUCCAACGUAUCAUCCGUGAUCGGCUUUGCGAUGUCGCCCAUCUCCUUGAAAAUCAGAACAGUCCACCGCCCAUCUGCCUGGCCAAGAAUGGGAGCCCCUUCCAAACUGAGGCCAAAAAAGGGGCCUGCCUGGAUGGAGAGGAGCAGGAUGGGCUCCCAGAUGAGCCACGGUUCCACAUGGAGAAAGACAUUAGUGUGGAGAGCCUGGUGAUGGGUAUCAUAGAGACUGCAUUUAGACAGAUGGAUGACCUCAUAGAGAGAGAGAAAGAAUCUUACAGCAUUUCUGGUGGCUGUUGUGCCUUGGUUGCAAUACACUUGUUGGGAAAGCUCUAUGUAGCAAAUGCCGGAGACAGCAGAGCCAUAAUUGUCAAAAAAAAUGAGGUCGUCCCCAUGUCCAAUGAGUUCACACCUGAAAGUGAAAGACAAAGGUUACAGCAUCUGGGCUUCCUUAAACCAGAGCUGCUCGGGAAUGAGUUUACACAUAUUGAGUUCCCCAGACGCAUCCAACACAAGGAGCUCGGCAAGAAGAUGCUCUUCAGAGACCACACAAUGACUGGCUGGGCGUAUAAGACAAUUGUAGAGGACGAUCUCAAAUUCCCACUGAUUUAUGGGGAAGGGAAGAAGGCCCGGGUCAUGGCCACUAUUGGCGUAACACGUGGUUUGGGCGAUCACGACCUGAAAGUGUACAACUCAAACAUUCAUAUCAAACCAUUCCUAUCAUGCUGCCCAGAGGUAAAGGUGUAUAACAUCUCUGAGCACAAACAUGGGCCUGAUGAUGUCCUGAUCAUGGGUAGUGAUGGACUAUGGGAUGUCACAACUGAUAGAGAUGUUGCAGAUGCAGUAACAACUUUCCUAUCUGGCCGUGAACCCAACGAGCCCCUGAGGUACACCCUUGCAGCACAAGAUCUCCUAAUGCGUUCACGUGGAGUUCUGAAGGAGCGAGGAUGGCGCUUGCCCAAUGAAAGACUUGGCUCUGGUGAUGACAUCACAGUGUUUGUCAUUCCACUGGCUGGAGCGGAGUUAGAGACAUGACAAGGUGAGCCCACGUUCACUGGACAAGCACACCAGGACACGGCGAGAGAAAGGGCUUGGAAUCCAAGAAAUCAUUUUCAUUAGAUCACAUGGAUCGGAUAUGAGAGACCCAAUACCCCCUUCUCCGAGUUGUAUGCUUCACUCUGAAUAUUGUCAAGCCCAUGUCAGGUGUGGGAUGACAUCAUCAAGUGCCAUUCCUCCCCCUGCUCUCCACCUCUUUCUGAUUUGUCUACUAUAUACUCAGCAAGUCAGUACAGGACACGAGGGCUUGUAACAGAUGAGUAUUCUUUAAAAUUAUAGUUCACGCAAAAAUGAAAAUUCUGUCAUUUUUCACUCACUCUCAUGUUGUUCCAAAGCUGUAUCUUUCUUCUUUGGAAGAGAAAAGCAGAUGUUAGGUGGAAUUCAAGCCUCAGUCACCAUUUGCUUUCAUUCAUUCUCCUUUUGUGUUCCUUGUAAGAAAGAAAGUCAGGCAGGUUUGGAACAACAAUAGGGUGGGUAAAUGAUGACAGAAUUUUUAUUUUCGGCUGAACUGUCCCUUUAACAUCAGUGGGGCAUUUGAAAUCUGAAUCUCAGUGUGGCAAAGGAAUAAGCCAAUACUACUAAAAACCCUGAUGGCAAAGGAAAUAAAAAACAAAAGCACUUUAUAUCUAGCAGAAACCAUUUGAGCUGUAAUUUAAACUGCUGAUUAUUUCUGUCUCCAAAGACUGUUUCUGUUGACUGAAUUUAAGGUUUUCUAUAGCAAGACGCAAUCAACAAAACAAUGCAGGCUUUAGUUUUUCAGUCAGUUUAGCUGUUUUGGGUUCAAACAGGUCUUGAGAAUUAAAGUCAACAUGAAAUCAAAAUGGACCCUGUUUACUUUCUUAAAGGAAUAGUUCAUCCUAAAUAAAAAUUCUGUUAUUUGAAGAAUCUACUGCUUGCUCUGUUCCAUGCAAUUACAAAGAAUGGGGACUGGAGCUUUCAAGUAAUCAUAAAAAGUGAUCCAUAUGACUUGUGCGCUAUGUUCCAAGUCUUUUGAAGUCAUAUGAUAGCUUAGUGUGAGAAACAGACAGAUAAUGAAGUCAUUAUUCACUGAAAAACUUGACAGCUCUCCUUGGCACUUUCAUGAGAGAAGUAAUGAUGUCCGAUUCAUUCUUCUGAGUCAGAUAUUUCCAAUGAAUCUGUAAAUCGGAUUCACCAGCCUGAAUGAUUUGUUCAUGAAUAUAGUGUGCCGAUCAUACAGACAACUUUUUAUGAUGCUUAUGGGUCAUUCUAUAAUUGCGGAUAUAUUUCAUGUCCAUGGGAUAUUUAUUUAAUGCAUUUUCAUCAAUUUAUAGUACCAAUGCUUAUAUUCAUAGUACAUAAUUAUAUUUUUCCAAAUCACAUCAUUAUUUGUUGGAUAAGCCAUCUCUUUUGUUCAAAAAGGUGCAUAUGACAUAAAACCUUGGUAUUCAUCUGAGUUGGUCAUUCUACUUUGCAAAUGCAUGAAAAUGAGACCUUCAUACUUCUGAUUAUAUAUAGAUUAUCAAGACAUUUUAUGCACUACAAAAAGUACUACGUUUUUAUUGUGAUAUACGUAAUUUUGUGUCUGUCCGAAAAAACAAUGGUCAACUAAGUUAUCCAUCUGAAGAAAAAACAUCACUUCAAAAAGGAACAGUUUGUCCUAAUAUCAUAUGACUUGCACAAUAUUGUGUAAUUUCGUCAGGAAACACAAGGAUGAAGGACUUAAAGUUAUGUUCUUUCUCUUUUUUCCAAAUACUUGUUAAAAAGCCAAGCCUGGGCCAAGAGUGGAUUAAUUGACUGUCAACAGUGUUACUCAAGUAUUAUCGCUUUAAACCUUUACAAGAAAAAAUUACUACAAAUGAUUCAAUAUUAUUGAAAAUGCAUUUCCAAAGAUGCCAUGUGCUCAGUAGUUCUAGGUCCCCUAUGUUGAGAAAAGACUUGAAAUGUUAAAAAAUGUCAACAAUGUUACCUGUCAACAAUGUUUCUUAGUAAUGGUAAAAUAGUGGACAGUAUGUAACAUAGAUUACACUUUUAGCACAUUCUACAGAUAUUAAGAGUUGUUUAAAAAUGUUACAUUUAAAAAUAUACAAUUUGUAAAAUAACAUUUGAAGGAGUUAUUGAACAUUAGCUUAGAAGUCAUUUGGAACAUUUUAAAAUUAUGUUCAGCAAAAUAACUUUAAAACAAUGUUUAGAUGAAAUAAAUAAAAAUGAGCAUUGUCAUAAUUUUAACAUGUGAAAUAUUAUUGCUUGCUCAUUUUUUCAUAAUUGUUGCUUUUGGUGAGUGGUCACAUAAUCCAAUUUUUGGUUGCUAUGUUAAUUCUUGGUAUUUUCCAAAAGAGUACAAAAAUUACUUAAUUUGUUGACAAAUUAGGCUAGUAACAUCAUUCUUUUUAAGAAAAAUAUCCAAAAUGAGGCUACCCUGAGUUUGCCCAAUAGCAAAUAUAUUGAAUUUUAAAGUAGCUUUAUAAGAAGAUAUUUGGGUAUUGAGGGAAACUUUUACAUUUUUUUCUUCUCACUAUCAAAUGCCAAAUGUACUGCUAAUUAUAGAUUGACCCUUAUAUUUUAUGGUGCUUUUGCAACCUUUUUUUAAGCUUUAAAGCUCCAGUCACUAUAAUUUGUAAUGGGAAUGCAUGGAAAAGUGCAACCAGUACAAUCUUUAAAAAAUUAUCUUUUUAUGUCCCUGGGAAGAAUGAAAAUUCAUACAGGUUUGAAACAACAAGGGGGUGAGUAAAUGGUGACAAAAUUGUACCCAACGAUUGUGCAUGAUUAAUUUGUGCACAUCAAUUUGCCGAUUAAUAAAAUUGAGGUCCGCCCUACGUUCCUUUUUUUUUAUAUCCCCUUUCACUGCGACCUGGGUAGCUCAGCAAGUAAAAGACGCUGACUACCACACCUGAAGUUGCAAGUUCGAAUCCAGGGCGUACUGAGUGAAUCCAGUCAGGCUUCCUAAGCAACCAAUUGGCCUGGUUGCUAGGUUGGGUAGAGUCACAUUGGGUUAACCUCCUCGUGGUCGCUAUAAUGUGGUUCUCAGUCUCGGUGGGGCACGUGGUGAGUUGUUCGUGGAUGCCGCGGAGACUAGCGUGGGCCUCCACAUGCACUAGGUCUCUGCGGUAAUGCGCUCAACAAGCCGCGUCAUAAGAUGCGCCGAUUGAUGGUCUCAGAUGCAGAGGCAACUGAGAUUCGUCCUCCGCCACUCGGAUUGAGGCGAGUCACUAUGCCACCACGAGGACCUAGAUCACAUUGGGAAUUGGGCAUGCCAAAUUGGUGAGAAAAGGGGAGAAAAAAAAAAAAUAUCCCCUUUCACUAUAAAAUAUGUAACAUUUCGGAAGUGGGUUCUGAAUGCCAUUUCAUGUUUACUUUAAGCUCCUUAGAAAUAUAAACUAGUAUCAACCCUGCUUCUGUAGACGUAGUUGAACCAGGAUCAUUUUCCCUACACCCCUAAAAUCAUGUGCAAUGUACAGUAUAAAUGAUUAAAAAGACAGCAUUAUCUGGGUUUAAUUUCGGAUAAAACAUUGAUGGGUAUAGCAGGCGUUCUAUACCCAACUGAACUGAUUGCUUGCACUGCUGUAGAUUUAAUCAUAGUGGCUGAAUGACCAAUUUCUUUGCUGUAGAUAAAACCUUAUCUGGUCUCAAACCUUUUGUCAGUGAGGAAUCUAAAUUCCAACAACCAUUUAGAUCCAGACCUGAACCUGAGAAACCCGAACUUCGUUUCAUCAGUCAUUUUGGUCUUUUUGUACACCUUGAAUGUACUUUAUCUCCUUUACUUGAUGUCAGUGUUGUGACUGUGUAGUGUAUACUGGAUACAUAAUGAGUUCUGCCUUUCAAAUGAUGAUUAACUGUCAAAGGAUUACUCUUUGAAAAUUAUUAUGUGACUAAUUCUAAAUAAAUCUAUCCUUUUUACAAUGGCUCUUCUGUCAUUACUUUUG
Myxocyprinus asiaticus (Chinese sucker) is the source of this 5788-nucleotide messenger RNA. RefSeq names its product protein phosphatase 1H-like. Bases 396 to 1886 code for a protein of 496 amino acids. Gene Ontology annotation, biological process: protein dephosphorylation. The record is from RefSeq and is a predicted model, not a curated record. Gene Ontology annotation, molecular function: protein serine/threonine phosphatase activity. Lineage: Eukaryota; Metazoa; Chordata; Actinopteri; Cypriniformes; Catostomidae. The transcript has 10 exons.